Molecule: messenger RNA, 1504 nt
Organism: Sitophilus oryzae (rice weevil)
Lineage: Eukaryota; Metazoa; Arthropoda; Insecta; Coleoptera; Curculionidae
Product: homeobox protein vnd-like
Exons: 5
Coding region: 244-1440 (398 amino acids)
Biological process (GO): cell differentiation; regulation of transcription by RNA polymerase II
Cellular component (GO): nucleus
Molecular function (GO): DNA-binding transcription factor activity, RNA polymerase II-specific; RNA polymerase II cis-regulatory region sequence-specific DNA binding
Source: RefSeq, a predicted model, not a curated record
UCCCUCACUCCUCCCUCGUUCUCAACAAAACCUCUCUUCCUUUGUUCCUUCUAGAGCAACGGCCACUUGUGACAAGGGUGCGCCACGCGAGGCUCAAUUUGAGAGAGAGGCGCGCGAUCGUCGCGUCCCAUUGGCCGGUUCGCGCCCCUCCCACGUGUUCGCCACGUUGAUUGGUGGACGUGAGAGGUUCGAAAAGAGCCCUCGAAACAAGGGUGCCUCUUCAGUGCCUCUCGAUAUCGUUGAAUGUGUUCGCGUGUCGCAGCUCUCGAUAUUUUCGUCGGUCGAAGAAAAGUCGAAAACGAUCGUGCCGUAGGUGAUCAAAUAGUUAGAACAGUGGCUGAGAAAACGGAUAGUGAGGCCCGGUCCGGUGACGAGGAGCCGAAGAAGAUGCCGCCGUCGUCGUCGUCGGUUGAGGCGAAGAGUGCCGCGACACCUCCGGUUUCCGCCGCCAAUCCGGCCGCCUUGUUCGCCUGGCCGCCCCUGAUUUUCCAUCCGUGGAUGCCGCUGCUGCCUGGAGCACUAUAUUCCAGUGCGAUGAGAAGUGCUUUACCAGGAUUAAUCGACAGCAUAAAAAUGACGUCAUCGAUAGGUAACCAAAGACAGCCGGGCGGAUUUGCUAUUAGUGAUAUUCUGGAGUUGGAUAGGCAGACGAAUCAGCAUCAUGAAUUGGAUCCAAGUUUGAACGAGAACAUGUAUACCACGACUGAUUUGUCAUAUUUACCGAGAAGAUGGCCUCAGAUAUCAGAACAUGCGUUGCCAAAUCUUCAACAUACCCAUAUUCAACCUUCAAUGAUCCCAGGUCUCCAUCCCCCUCAAGUAUCCCCAGAUAGUACGAGUCCGCCCAUAUCAGAUCGGUCGAGUGUCGAACCUCAUAGUCUCUCUGACCAUAACAUGCCCAUGGGAUUGCCGAUGAGUGUCAAAAUGGAAAGCAACCCCUCGAUCACCAACGAUGGAAUUAGUGAAAACGAUGACAUCGAUGAUGGAGCGGAUGAUGAUGGAAAGGACGACGACAGAGAUCAGAAGACAGGGACCAGUCAAAAAAAGAGAAAGAGGCGGGUUUUAUUUUCCAAAGCCCAAACUUACGAAUUGGAGAGGAGGUUCAGACAGCAAAAGUAUUUAUCAGCUCCAGAGAGGGAGCACCUAGCCUCAAUUAUUCGAUUAACGCCCACACAAGUCAAAAUAUGGUUCCAAAAUCAUCGAUACAAAACUAAAAGGGCGCAACACGAAAAAGGUAUGCACGAUCAGCAGAACAACAACCCCCUACCGUCACCGAGAAGAGUGGCAGUACCGGUGCUCGUGAAAGAUGGCAGGCCAUGCUUGGGCGGUGCGUCAAAACCACAAGACAAUAUGCAAUUACCUCCUGGGCACCAUUUGAGUUCCUUAAUGGGUGCCCACGGUCCACCGCACCCGAUUUUGUACGGCCAACCGACCUGGUGGUAAUAGUGUAAUUAGCGCGAAAUGUGAAAUGAAAAAUAGGGAAAUUUAAUAUAUGUUUUCUUUUUGG